GUUAUGUGUUUUAUUUUUAAGCAGGCCAAGAGCGUUAAAUCGGUUUAGACAGUCGAUUCGUAAACUAACAAAACUUAACAAACGACAAAAAGACAAAUUUCUUGUAAAUAAUGUCUUCUAAAAUUAAAAGAGCGGUUAACGUGCAUUCAACCAACGUUACUUCGGACAAUCCCUCGCGUUACGAAAUGCUAUCCUGGGUAAAUAGCACGUUGAAGGCCGAGUUUUCGAAGAUCGAGGAGCUGUGCACCGGAGCGGCUUACUGUCAGUUCAUGGACAUGAUGUUCCCCAACUCGGUUCCUGUCAAGCGCAUCAAGUUUCGCACUAACCAGGAGCACGAGCACAUACACAAUUUUAAGAUCUUGCAGGCGGUUUUUAAAAAAGUGGUUGUCGAUAAGGUCGUUCCCAUCGAAAGGCUGAUCAAGGGACGCUUUCAAGAUAACUUGGAAUUCCUCCAGUGGUUCCGCAAGUUCUUCGAUGCCAACUACGAUGGCCGAGAAUACGAUCCAGUGAUCGCUCGAAACGGAGUCACCAUGGGUUUCGGCACUCAUAUUGUGGGCCCAAAAUGCCAGAAACAGUCGCCCAAAACCACGCCUCGAUGCGAAAGCCAAAAAGGGCUCAACAUUACAUUUUGAUUCGGAAAAGGCCAGUACGGAAAUCAAGCUGGAGCUCCUGCUACGUUCUCAGCAGCGGGAAAUGGAACAGGAACGGGAUUUCUACUUUAAGAAACUACGUGACAUUGAAACUCUUUGUCGAAAGCACAAAUCUGACCCCACUGCACAACCUAUAUACGAGAGUGUUCUAAAGAUUGUUUAUGCCGACAGCCCCAAUUAAUGUAUCCAAAAACCCGUAAUUUUUAUCGAAAUUUUUAGUUCUUUUGAUAUUGGUUACUUUUAUGAGCGCCUUACAUAUAUCACUUGGCACUCAUACACAAAAUAGUUUGCGUGUUUGUAGUUUUU
Molecule: messenger RNA, 956 nt
Organism: Drosophila gunungcola (fruit fly)
Lineage: Eukaryota; Metazoa; Arthropoda; Insecta; Diptera; Drosophilidae
Product: microtubule-associated protein RP/EB family member 1
Exons: 1
Coding region: 111-632 (173 amino acids)
Biological process (GO): protein localization to microtubule plus-end; regulation of microtubule polymerization or depolymerization; spindle assembly
Cellular component (GO): microtubule organizing center; microtubule plus-end; cytoplasmic microtubule
Molecular function (GO): microtubule plus-end binding
Source: RefSeq, a predicted model, not a curated record